Messenger RNA from Cetraspora pellucida, 3114 nucleotides. The record is from the annotation of a GenBank genome assembly. Lineage: Eukaryota; Fungi; Glomeromycota; Glomeromycetes; Diversisporales; Gigasporaceae.
AUGCUGGGAUUAAUAGAAGAAAUUACUAUUAGGAAAUUAAAAUUGAACUAUGGUUUUCGUUACGAAAAUAGAAAAUUUGUGCCAUCUCGUUCAAUCAUUGAUGAUGGCAAACUAACUUUAGAAAAAUACACAGGUGAACUAUUAAUUUAUCAACGAGCUCAGAAUGAUGUAGAAACAUCUAAAACGACGUGGGAACUUUUUGAAGAAACCUUCUCCGCGUUAAUUGAACCCCAAAACAUUCAUGACGAGAAAUCUAAAUUUUCAGAAGAUGAUGUCUUAUUACUUAUUCCUAUUUUAAAAUACACAUAUAUUAGUAAACCUAUCACUUUUGUUCAAUCAAUCUCAAACGGAGAGUUUCUUUUUGAGAAAGUAUUGGUUGGAGGUGCUCUAGUUAUAAAAAACGUUUCUAAAUAUUCACAUGACUCUUUAAAUCAAUUAAAAGCACGAAUUGCAUGGGCGAUCCCUGAAUUUCGUGAGGGUCACAAGAAUUUAUUUAAGGAGUCAAGAGUUGAUUUGAGAUUGCCUUCUAUUGAAGACUUAGACGGUAAUCCAUUGGAUGAAAUGACAAAGUUGUGUAAAUAUGUUCAACAAUUAUACGAAUAUGAAAUUGGAUCUGUAAUUGCUUAUGAAAGAGUGAAGCCUUUUUAUGUUUGUCUAGAUGCAAAGAAAUGGAAAGAAAUUGCUAUGGCAGAAUCAUGUCCAGAAUAUUUUGACAAACGUCUUGUACCAGAUAUUUCAGUUCAUCAUGUAGAGAUUAGUAUGAAGGAUUGGUUGGGCAGUAAUAAUAUAUAUAUGCAAAUUCCAAAAUGGAUCAAACAAUAUCAAUUAGACCAUGGAUUUGUGGUUAAUUCAGGCGGAUUGACUCCCAGUGUUAAGCCUGCCAUAGAAUUAAUAUCUGAGCCUUCGAUAGAAUUUCCCAACUCACCUAAAAUGUUAAGUAUUUCAUAUGUAGCAGCACAAAAAGAUUUAUUCUAUAAAACGAAUUACAUUGAUAUAUUUAAUAAUUCUCAGAGCUUAUUGGAUAGUAUCCCAUUUGUGGACUUAACAAUUGAUGCUUCACACAUAAAUGUUAUUAAUUGCGACAUAAUUUAUGAACAAAUCUUGUUGACCAUUGCUAAGAAUGCGAUUAGACCUUCUAGGCAAUUUGAAGCCGCUAUUACAAAAGCAUUAAAAGAAGAAAGCCCAUACCAUUAUCUGGAGGAAAUAUUUAAAGAAUAUGGGCAAAUUUUUUGUUUAAAAUUUGCCAUUGGUGGAAGACUAAUCAAACUAACCGAAUUUACACACUUUAAGCAGGAGUGCCUUACAAAAAUAACAAACAAUGGAUUUGAAGAAAUAACAAACUGUCAUAAGAUUUUGGAUGAAUGGAAAAACUUCCUUGAUCAACAGCAGAUGGAUUCAACAGGAUUUUAUUUGCCUAAUGCCAAUUCAACAGUUAACAUUAAUAAUAUAAAUGACAUUGAUCUGUGUCUAAAUACUAUUUCUGAGAACCCAAAUUCAUGGUGCAUUAUUAACCUUCAGCAAUUUUUACCUUUAUAUAAACUCCUUAAAGACGAUUUGCGAAAUGAAAUAGAACUUUUACUAAGCAAUGAAGAGCGAGUUUUGAUGGAAGUUAUUGGUUCAAUAGUUUCAAACAAUUUGAAGAGACCGGAUUUAAAUUUAAGAUUUCAGGUGUUGAGUGUUUCAGGAUUUUCUGUUGUUAUUGAUGAUAUUGAUAAUAAAGAGAUACCAAAAGAAACAACUGAAGAUGAUUUAACGAUCUACUGGUUAUUGAUCGGAAAACCGUUGUCUGUUAAAUACUUUAGCAAUAAAACUAGAAAUAUACAGAUUUUAACUGGCACAAUCGGUAUUACACUUUCACAUAAACAAAAGCUUGAGAUUGAUAUAAAGGAAAAAAUGGAUAAGGUGGGAUUGCUAUCAUUAUCACCAGACUGUAUGAUUGCAACCUCCUUUAAAUUUCAUUCAACAAACUUUAAUCCUAAAUUUCAAGUAGCCCUACAUUCAUGGGCAAAGACAAAAAUCUACCUGGAGGUCACAAAUCAUUCAUUCGAAAAAGAGGCACCAGAAUCCACACAUAAUUUGUGCAGCUUAUACUGGUAUGUUAUAUAUACGAUUCAACAAGAAUCAUUUGUUGUAAAUCGUAAAGAAUUGUGUCAAACCUCUUGGGAAUAUUUAGGUCAUCAUCUCAAAAAAGAAACUAAUGUCAUGCCAAAUGUGUCAGAAAAAUACCCUAAUUGGUUGCAAAAGGAAAAAGAAAAGGGUAAUAUAGUCUUUCAUGAUUAUUCUCUUUUCAAUAAUGUUCAAGAUAUUGGAAAAGGAGGAUUUGGACAUAUUAGUUCGGCUGACUACAAGGAUGAAAAGAUCGCAUUAAAAAAUCUUAAAACUAAAGUAGCGACUAAAGAAUUUGUUAAUGAGCUUAGACAACUACAAGCUAUGAAGUUUCAUCGUAAUAUUAAUCAAUUUUAUGGGAUUACAAUAGAUCCCAAAAACGAGUAUCUCAUGUUAGUAUUGCAGUUUGCUAAUGGAGGAAACCUACGGCAAUAUAUACAAAGAAAAUGGAGAAAUGGUGAUACUUUUACAAUUUCAUUAAACGAAAUUAUCAAAAUUUCCCGACAAGUUACUCUCGGUUUACAGCUUUUGCACGAGAAUAACAUAAUUCAUUGUGAUUUAGUAAGCCAUUCUAAAAAUAUCUUAAUAAAUAAUGGUAAUUUCUUAAUUGCGGAUUUUGGCUUAGCAAGAAAAGUGGAUGAUACACUUGUCUCUUCAUUUUCAACUUUGCAUGGUGCAGCAGCGUUUCUUGAUCCACUAUGCCAUCAACCUGAAAACAAACGAAAUAAAAAAAUGGACAUUUUUAGUUUAGGUGUAAUAUUUUGGGAGCUUACAAGUGGAGCUGUCCCAUUUGGGCACGCUCUCAAUGUAACGGCCAUAAGUGUUCAAAUGUUGCAAGGUUACCGACAUGCUACGAUUCCUGAAACAAUAGUUGAGGUGUCUAUUACAAAUUGUGAUCGAAAACCUACUCCUAUUUUAACUAGGAAUAUCGCACCUAAUUUCUUUUCUGUUGGACUACGCAUGCAGGUAUUAAAUGAGCCUGGGUUAAAAGCUCUUCCUUUAAAAUAG